Messenger RNA from Lytechinus pictus (painted urchin), 7231 nucleotides. Its product is annotated as pleckstrin homology-like domain family B member 1. The transcript has 13 exons. Gene Ontology annotation, molecular function: protein binding. The coding region runs from base 1 to 4029 and encodes 1342 amino acids. The record is from RefSeq and is a predicted model, not a curated record. Lineage: Eukaryota; Metazoa; Echinodermata; Echinoidea; Temnopleuroida; Toxopneustidae.
AUGCCUGGCAAGACUAGGAUAGGAACCACUGAAGCCAGUGUGAAGCAAGACGUCCUCAUCACUGGUAAAGAUGUCCUACCAGAACACUGUUGUGUUGAAAACCUGAAUGACACCGUAGUGCUUUACCCAAUAGGAGCCUGCAGUGUCGAUGGGGAUAGGAUCACCAGCCCUACUAAACUAACUCAAGGAGCCAUGCUGUGCUUUGGCAAAUCUUGCUUUUUUCGCUUCAACAACCCUUCAGAGGCCAAACAGCUUAAGCAGGGUCUCUGUGGAAGAAAUGGCAUCGACAAUGGUGUCAGGACAACCUACGGCUCAGACGCACAAAAUGGAAACCAUCGGGAAAACGGGGAGACACACAACAGCGUUGGUUUCACAGAGGCUAUGAAGCCAUCAGGUCGUCCGGUGCAUCUCAGGUUGAACAAUACAAACAGUAACCACAAUGCCAUCCCAAAGAGCCCUCUAGAGGAGAGCAUUGAGGCAGAACUGAGAGAGAUAAUGCGGCAGGUCUCUAACGACGAGGAUCUGUUAUCCGAGACGUAUGUCAAUAAGUAUGCACUGUCUGAAUCACCUGAGAAGCAAGAUGAGAACGAUUCAGUCUUCUCCCCCAUUUCUGGCUUGUCAGCUAAUCCGGAUGUCUGGGCUGACACAGGACCGAAUAGUAGUGGUACUACGAUGUUUCCCUUUGGGAAUCCCAUGGACUUGCGUGAAACAGCAAUAUGCGAUGAUGAAUUUGAUGAAAAUGAUGGAACCAAUGCUACUAAUGACUACCAACCCCCUGUCAGUGCUAUCAGGUCAAAGUUUGAGGACUCUUUGAGAUACAGUGAAGGGGGAUCAUCGAAGAAGCUUCAUGUUGGUGUUACGACGAGUCCCCGUGGGACCCUGGAACACAAGAGAGGACCUCAUUCACCAAGCCGAGUCAAACUUGGUCAAAGCAGCCUGUAUUCAAACAAAACUCCUCCAAAGAAGUCCGACCAAAUGGAUCGAUCCUCAAGUGGAUCAAGUCUAAGCUCGGCGUCAUUGACCACAGUCACAAGUAAUGCCACAGAACGAGAGUCAUCUGGCUCCGAACAAUCUGGAAUAAGUUUAGCAUCGAGUUCAAGUUCUGAAAUCAUUGGACAAAAUAUCGUGUUGACUUCUCAAAGUCAGUUGCAUACUCCUUUACCUCAGUUAUCUACACCUGUGCCAAACUCAAAAACGAAUGGUGAUGCAAUUCUAAGGUUAAAGUCAGAAUCUCCUCCAGAGGUAAAAUCAGGGUUGUUACCACCAGAGCUCAGUAAACUUAUCAAUGAAGAAGAGCCACGGCAUACGCUGAUUCUAGAUCCUGAUGAGUUUGAGGAUCCGGAGCAAAAGGAGCUCUGCAUGCAACACAAGAUGGCCGUUGAGGAGCGCAAGCAGGAGCAGAAGAUGGCCACCUUGGAGCGGCUGCGCAUGGAGGAAAUCCUCAACAUCUGCGCGGAAUACGAGGAACAAAUCAAACACGAGAAGACAAGUGGGAGACCAAGCGAAAGCGAGCUCAGUGACAGCACGAUCGAGAGUGGCUCGUCAACGCCCAGAGAUGUCCACACCCCAACCUUCCCUCUUGAAGAAAAUCCUUCAUUCCCAACAAAUUUAUCAGUACUUGAAACAAAUAUGGACGAAGUUGAUUCAGUACCAGAUGCCAUCCCUGCCCAGGUAGCAUCGGAGUCAUCCACAGUAUCCGCUUCAUCGACAUUGUCAGCGACGGAUAAUGAGCCUCCUAGGAGAGUUUGGUUUGAGAAGCUGAAAGACCCGGACAGUAACCCUCCUGCAGAUGUAGUCGCCCCUGCUGUUAAAGUUGAAGAAGCCAGAGCAGUGGAGGCCAAAGUCGAGGAAGCCAAAGAGGAAAUGUCCUCAGCGAAUGAAGCAGCAACAGAGGACACCCGGAGUGGGGAUGAAGGGUCGCCUCCACCUAAGCCACCCCGAAGCAGGUCCAGUCUGGAUGGCAUUGAGGAUAUGAAAGCUGGAGAUGAGAUGCUCAGUAUGGAUGAGAUAAGUGUCGCCAUGACAAAGCUGGAGGAGGCGAGGGUAAUGACCAUCAAGAAAAUAGAACAGCUUGAGAUCGACGUCGAAGAGUUAGAAGUGCAAGAAACGGAAACGUUGCAAGAGUUGGAGUUGGAAGCGGCCCUCCUGGAGGGAGAACACAGAAGUGAGCUCAGUCAACUUCAAGAGAGGGAGGCCCAUGUUAGCACCCUCAAACGCAAGAAGGAUAAAAUGUCAUAUGAUGCCAUAGAAAAACGCGAAAGGGAGCGUCAACGGGUGGAGGAAGCACGGCGACGCCUCCAAAGUUUGGAGCGGCAACAUUUUGAGUUCAAGCAGAAGAUUGAGACGUCGCCAAGGGAGGAGCAAGAAGAGCUCCUGUCCCUCGCCCGCAGAGACUCCAUCCAACUCGACUCGGAGCGGAAGAAGUUUGAGGACCUGGAGUUCAGGCAGUUGGAGAUCGAGGCAAGGAUAGAGGAAGAGAAAGAGAUCCUGGAGAAGAGGUUGUCUUUGGAGGAGGACGAAGAAGAGGAGAAAAUGAAGAAUGCUCAGGAGACAGUAUAUGACAUCAACAAGCAGAUGACUUAUAUCAUCAGCGAUGCAAAGAAACAAGCUGAAAACAUUGAGAAGAAAAAAGUAGAGGCUAUAGCUCACCUUGAAAAGGAGAAGACAAUGCUGCUUAGCAUUGAGAAGCAGUACAACAACCUAGUCCUCUACUACUCGAGACAUAUCCUACCGAAUCAGAAGGAAACUCCAGAAUUGAAAAAAAUCAAGGAGAUGGCUGAGCGUCGCCUUCGACUCGCUCCGGAGUUGUCUCUCAGCGACGAGUUCCUCGCUAGACGGAAGACAUCAGGAAAUUUGACCCCAAACAUCGGGCUCAAAGGUGAAGGAGGGUCACCGUCUUCGGUGUCUCCGGCGUCGUCCACCAAUGCCUUGUCAAGGACGGGAACGACCAUCUUGGAUAUUGAGAGAAAUCGGAAACUAACCUUGGAAGAAACAGGUGAGCAAGUGAUAGAAAAGGAGAAAUCCCGCCUCAUGGAGAUGCGCAAGAAAGCCGCGGACGAGGGCAAGCUCCAGUGGGAGGAACAACGCAAGCAGCGAGAGCUCCUCAAAUCUCCGACCUCCACCACCUCAUCCGUCUCGUCAUCCCCUCUCAACUCCAUCAGUUCCCCCUCACACCUCGGCUCCCCCUCUCAUUUUCCGUAUCGACUCGAGUCGCCCACGUCGCUGGGGUACAGCGACUGCACCAGCGUGUCUAGCUUUGAGAGCAUCGAGGGGCAUUUGGACUUCGGGGGCAGGUCAGGGCACAGUACUCCAUCGCGGACGUUCAGUGGGAGUUUUGUGAACAUGUCAAGAGAGGAGAGGGAUAAGCUUCUUAUGAUGGAGAAAGCUCUCAGAGAUGCACAGGUGGAGAAGAUGGCUUUGCUAGAGCAACAGGAGAGAUUGAAGCAAUUGGAAGAAAAGGCCCUACAAGAGGAGGUUCUUAGGAGAGAAGAGUUGGAGAUAAAGCUGAAGGAGGAAACCAACAAGAGGGAAGAGCUUGUGAUGGAGCAGGUCAAACUGAGAGAGAAGGCACGCAAUGUACAGUCACGACCUCUCACCCGAUAUCUCCCCAUCACGUCGGAGGACUUUGACCUGCGUGCUCACGUCGAGACGGCCGGCCACAGCGUGGAUACGUGCCCGUACAUCGCCAUCACGAAAAACACAUGCCGGGGCUACAUGACCAAGAUGGGUGGUCGCAUCAAAACAUGGCGUAAACGAUGGUUCGUCUUCAGUCGCACAAAGCGAUCAUUCCUCUACUACUCCUCAGAUAAGGAUGAAACCAAACCAAAAGGCGGUAUGUACUUUCAGGCCAUCCAGGACGUUUAUUUUGAUCAUCUCAGACCCUACAAGAGCCCCAAUCCGACUUUGACGUUUUGCAUCAAAACCAAAGAAAGGACUUACUUCCUUGUCGCGCCAUCGCCGGAGAGCAUGAGGAUAUGGAUGGAUGUUAUAGUGACUGGUGCAGAAGGAUAUAUGCAGUUUAAGUCAUGAAAUGGGAAUCUCAUCAUGUAAUGAAAUAACUGAGGAUGGCCUUCAAAAUGAAUGGAUGUCACAGUUGCUAACACAGGAGGCUGUUAGCACGACUUCAAGUGGUGAUGUGGAUAUAUUUCCUUGCAACAACUGGAGGGAAAGCCUAAAAUGCAUAUCCUGGCUGUGUAACAUUGGAUGAAACAUCUGGACCCAAAGACUAUCUUUUCCAUCACAGAAAAAAAAUGCUUGUCUUGAAUGGGACAGCUAUCGAAAGGACCUGUUUUUACUUUAGUACAGAUAAAUUUGAGUCUUUUGUGAUAUAUUUUAUAUCAUAUCACCUUUUUUAUACAAUGUGAAGUUGGCAAUUCACCAUAUGAUAAUUCUUUUUACUAAAGAAUGAUGUCUGCGCAUACAAAUAACUUUUAUCGUUGGUAAUAUUACAAAGUAAUAAAGCAAUAUUUAACUUCACAAUUCUGCAAUUUUAAAUCUUUCAAACUUUUGUGGCCUUCAAAAAAAUACUCUCUCAUUUUGAUCUUUGACAUUCAUCCACUGAUGAUUUUAUCUUUGUCUUGGAUCUUCAAAAACGAAAAAAGAAAUAUCACUUUUUGUGACACACAACAAGUUUUUUUCUCCUUUUUUUCCUCACUUGUUAUUCUUCAAUACCAACUGGGUUUUACUAAGAGGUUGCACAUUUCCAAGGGUAAAAUAUAUACUGCCAUAAGUUAUAGUAGCAUGUAGAAAAUGAAUUUCCAUUUUUUUAUUUGUAACAUCUCUGAUUAUAAAGAAUUAUAAAGAAAUGUGUACAUUUAGUUGAUAUUUUUAAAUACACCAUUAGUACUGCAUCUGAAAAAAUAGUUGGAUAUGUUACAUUAGAUACUCUUUUACUACCAGCCAUUAUAAAUUUCAUACCAGUUUACUGGAAUAAAAUACACAGAAAAUUAUCCAUUGUUGAUUAGUUAUAUUCUUUGCAUAUUUUAAGCAAUUCUUUUCUCAAUGUUGAUGUAGUUUUCAAAAUUUUGUAUAUCUUUAUGAAGCAGUAUGUUACACUAUUGGGUCAUGGUUGCCCUAGCUAAUCAAAAUACUCGCAUUUCCCUAUCAAGUAAUAUUUAUAUUCAUGGCUUUUAGGUGCACCAUUAAAUAUGCUUGGAUUUUGACCUCUUCUUUAUACUGUAGCAUACCCAGUGUAUAAUCUCAUAUUUAUUACUUCAUUUUAAAUUUUGAAUUAUUAUUUCUUGAUUUACCUAAUGGUGCUCUUAUUUACAUAAUUUGGACAUGUAUACAUAUACAUAUAUAUAAAUGAAGUGAGAUGAUUAUAUGAAAUCAUGUUUAUCCUUGAUCAUAAUGUUACUGUAUACAUGACCUCCUGUGUUAUUAUAUUCAACUUUUAGUGACUGAAAAUUUGUACUAUUGUUCACUUGAACUCUACCAGAAAUGUUUAAUUUAAUUGUUUAAAUGACUGCAGUAUUUUCUUGUGUAAAUACUUUGUACAUGUAUAGGAUUAUUUUGUAUACAAUGCUUGUUCUUGUUGCCGGUCGAGGUGUCCGAGUUAGCCAUUUUGUAUAUUUUAGUUAGUAUUGGAAAGCAGUUGGUUGGAGGAACAUGCUAUUUAUUGAUUGGAUUAGAAGAUGCAAGGGCUGAAUUUUAGCCUGUCCAUUUUUUUUUCUUUAAAUUUUAUCGAGAUUUGGAUUCAACCUUGUUUCAUUUUAAAUUAGUUUUAAUCAUUAGACCCCUGUUUGUUAUUGGUGAUUAGCCAUCUUUCUAAAAGCAGAGUCCCAUCUUUCUGCUAGGAAGCUGCUUUUGAUUUCCAUUUCCCACAAUUCAACAUAGACAAUAAACGAUGGGAAAUACGGGAAAGCCGCUAUGAGGGAGGCGCGAGUCGGUAAAGCGGGGGUUUCGGAUUCCGGUGACCCGGGUUCGAUACCCAAGUGGUGCGCUAGUGCCCUUUGGUAAGGCAUUUAUCCUCAUAACCAGGUCCCUCGGAGAGGACCUUAAGCCGUUGGUCCCCUGGUUGCUUGCUCACAGGCAUUCAUGCUUUCUUUAAUAGCAGUCAGGUAAAAAAUCUCGGUAUAUAUAUAUAUAAAAGAUGCAGAGUUGCUUUAGUGUGGUAUCCCUGUGAAAACAUGUAGCACAGUAAUUUGACAUAGUGCCUUGCAUUGUGGUCUCUUUCCCAUUUCAUUGAAUGCCUGUUUAGUCCUAUUCCAUAUAUGGUAAAAUUCUGAUUAUUUCGUCAAAUCUUAUAAUUUUUUCACUGGUUAUAAUAUCCGAAGAUUGUUUUAAUAGUCCUGCAAAGCUAAGACUACAAACCUUAUGAUCUGUCGUCCAAAAAUGGAGCACACAGAUCUAGACCACCUGUUCCUUUUUUUAUACCGUAUUCUGCAGGUUUCGUGAAAAGUGUUUUUUUUUAUUCUCUAAGUGUAUUUAGCAUAUAAAUCUGUUACAGAAAAAGUUCAAAAUCUUAUUUUACACCAAACUACUAUACUAUCAUCUCCCAUACUAAUAAUGCUAGAAACAAAAUCCUAUUUUACAUUUCUAAACAAGUCAUAAUUUCUUACUUGUUGUCACAAUAAACAUUAUAAAUACGAAAACUAACUUAUUCCAAAUUCAGGGCAGAUAUCCAAGUGUGUCUUAACUAUCAAUGCAGAUAGUAAUCGUUUUUGGUAGUUUUGAGAAAUCAUAUAUAAUUUUCAAUUCUUAUUGGUUUGGGAUUGCUAUGGGUGUGGUGAUAAAGCUUUCUUUCAAGUUGAAAACUCUUUGUUGUAUUUACCAGCCAUCCAUGAAUUGCAGUUCCUUGAAUUACAGAUAAAAAGUUGCAAGAAUAUUUAAAGUGAUUGGAUCAAUGAAAAUGAUUAUAAUACUGAUGUAGUUAAUACAUAGUAAUGCUAAUUGUAAUUUCUCCAUGUGCCUAAUAUUUUGACCUGAAAAUUUCCCUAUUUUAUGUGUCACAUCUAAACUACCACCCUGAUCUUGCUGCAUGAUAAAUACUUAAUACAAACACUAGAUAUGAUUUGAUUUUAUCAACUUGAGAAAGCGUGUCAUACUUGAGUAUAUUCACGAAUGUACUCAAUGGAAAUAUAUGAUUGUAUGUUACUGUUAACAAUAUUACUUUUGAAAAGUAACAAAUUUUACAGUGUUUUUUCUUCAUUAUCUUCAUAUUAUUGAGUUUAUUCUUGCAUUUAUUGGGUUUGACUGCCUUUCAUAAUUAAAAGUACAGAUUCAUACCUUA